Rubroshorea leprosula is the source of this 2880-nucleotide messenger RNA. The record is from the annotation of a GenBank genome assembly. NCBI's taxonomy places the organism in Eukaryota, Viridiplantae, Streptophyta, Magnoliopsida, Malvales, Dipterocarpaceae.
ACAUUUUUUUCUGUUCUGUUCAAAAAAAAACUCUGAGAAUUCUCUGAGAAUUCAGCUCCACCAUUCACCGGAGCUGAACACAACAAUCCAAUUCCUAUUUCUCUGGAAAAAUGCCCUGAUCAUCCCAAAAUAUCACCCAGGUGACUCUACCCCACCCUUCUUCCUCCAUCCAAAACCCAUGGACCGGGACGGUCCCAUCCUUCAAUUUGAUAAUGUGGUUGUUGUUGGCGGUGAAUGCGCCGGCUGGGACGAAGGAGGUAGCGGUGGCGGUAGAGGAGGGAGCAUUGCGGAGAGAAGGGCGGCAACCUGCGGCUUCAAUGCGGAGAGAAUAGGCAACUCCGGAUUCGGACCAGGGUCACCGAUGGUGGCGGGGUUUCCUUGUCUAACUAUUUCCCCUGGUAUCAGUCCCACUGCCUUGUUGGGAUCCCCUGUUCUGUUACCCAAUUCUUCUCCGCCAUCUCCAACCUCAGGAACAUUGCUGCCUUCCCUUCUCAAUCAUGAUGGUGAAAUGCUGAAUUCUAAGAUUUGUAGUGACGAUUACAGGGGCAGAAUUUCUAAUUGUUCCUUCACAUGCAAGUCUAAUAAGGAUGUGGUUUCUUUACCAAGUUUGUCUAGUUUAGAUAACCAGGUUUCUUCUCCAUAUCCUGUUCAGAAAGCUGAGGUUGAAUAUCAACCUCCUGCUUCUUUGGAAUUAGAUUUUGAAUUUCCCACAGCAUUCUCAAAAGAAGCCAUCCCAAGCAGCCCUGCAGUUGAUUUAGUUGCAAAUGUCAAAGGUUUUAGCAACACUGUGAGUGAUAAUUGUUGUAAUCUGGGAUUUUCUAGUCCUGAGGUGGCCAGCGGUCAAAUGUGUACACCAAAGGAAAAUUUUAGUGGAGAAGAUGCCAACAAACAUCUUUUGGAUUGUGAUCAGAAAGGAACAAACCCUUCAAUGGAAAUGAUAACAACAUCUGAAGAUGGCUACAAUUGGAGAAAAUAUGGACAGAAGCAGGUAAAAGGUAGUGAAUAUCCAAGGAGCUAUUAUAAAUGCACCCAUCCAAAUUGUCCGGUGAAGAAGAAGGUAGAGCGUUCACUUGAUGGGCAAGUAACAGAAAUUAUCUACAACGGUGCCCAUAAUCACCCAAAGCCUCAGCCUAAUCGUCGAGCACUAAUUGAAUCCACACUUUCAUCUGAUGAAAUGUUAGAGAUGGCUGAAGGUGGCCAAAUUUAUGCUGAAGAUAAAGGUGGCUUGGUUUGGAGAAAUAUCCAGACAGGAUUCAAGGAUGCAAAACCUGUUUCUGAAUCUUCUGAUUGGAGAACUGAUGGUCUGGAGAGGACAUCCCCAACUUCUGUUGUAACUCAUGCUUCUGAUCCAUUAUCAAUGACUGAAGGAAAAUCUGUUGGUGUGGUUGAAUCGGCUGAAACUCCUGAAUUUUCAUCUACUCUUGCUAGUCAUGAUGAUGAUAAUGAUGAUAAGGUCAUCCAGGGAAGCAUGCCAUUUUUCAAUGAUCCCACUGAUGAUGACGAGUCUGAGUCAAAAAGAAGGAAGACAGAAAGCUGCUCGAUUGAAAUGAAUUUGUCAUCAAGGGCUGUCCGUGAACCAAGAGUUGUUGUCCAAAUAGAAAGUGAUGUGGACAUACUUGAUGAUGGGUACCGCUGGAGGAAAUAUGGACAAAAGGUUGUCAAAGGAAAUCCUAAUCCUAGGAGCUACUACAAAUGCACUAGUUCUGGAUGUUCUGUAAGGAAGCACAUCGAAAGAGCCUCUGACAAUAUAAAAUGCGUACUCACAACAUAUGAGGGAAAACAUAAUCAUGAAGUUCCAGCUGCCAGAAACAGCACCUCAACCAUUUCCAACACUCAAACAAACCCAGUGUUGCCUAGAGAUACCAGUGUUCCCAAGCCUGGAACACAGAUUCCUGGUAUUGUGAAUCCCUUCAAUCGAAAGCCUGAAUUUAACAAUGGAUAUCCAAGACCAACUUUUCUUGGAAAUUUCAGCAACGAGAUGAAAUGUGGAGCCUCCCCCAUUUACCAAAUGAAGUUCCCUCCGUUGCAUCACGUCUCUCCUUACAGCCCUUUUGGACCAAACUCUAACUGUUCAGCUCACCCUGUUAGUUCACUUGGCAUGGAUUUUUCAAUUCCAUUGUCAUUGAGACUCCCACAAUCUGCAAAUUUUCCCCUGUCAAGAUUUGAUGUUAAUAAUGGAAAACCAGCUAUCCCAGGUCAUUCUUUCCUUCAAGGUCAACAGUUAAAGGAGAAUGAUGUACAAUUCCUCAGGCCUAAACUGGAGAAAAAGGAUGAUAAUCUUUAUGAUGCUUGCUAUCCCAUUAUGGAUCAUGCAAAUGAAUCAUCAUUGUCAUCAUCAACAGUUUAUCAUCAGGUCAGAGGAAAUUUUCCACCCUAGAAAAUCUCUCUCUGCUUUUAAUCAGGGAUUUUGGACUGAAUUCUAGCCACAGUUCAUCUCAGCCUCUUGGUUCAGUGGUUUUGGAUUCUCUAAAUCCAUUUCUGUACAGACUUCCUACAUAUCUGCAAAACUUUCCAUGGUGCGGAUUUGGUAUCAAUAAUAAUGGAAAACCAGUUGUUCCGGCUUGCUCUUUUCCUUCAAGGGCCGCAGUUAAAAGAAAGCAAUAUCAAGUUGCUCAGGCCAUAAACAGGAGAAUAAGAAGAUGAUAAUCUUCAUGAUGCUUACUUAAUGCCAUUACUUACCAUGCAAACGCAUCAAUGCAUCUUCACCUACAUCAUCAUUGUUUUCUUCAAUUUAUCAUCAGGUCAGGAAUUUUUCCACCCUAGAGACUUUCUCUUUGCUUUUGAGCAGUAACAAUAAAAUGGAUGUAGUCUUUCUCUCUUGUUACACUGCUAAAUUUCCACUGUUUUUCUAACAUAUGAAAGUAAACAGUUUAUAGUUCU